Molecule: messenger RNA, 712 nt
Organism: Polistes canadensis
Lineage: Eukaryota; Metazoa; Arthropoda; Insecta; Hymenoptera; Vespidae
Exons: 5
Coding region: 233-607 (124 amino acids)
Cellular component (GO): extracellular region
Molecular function (GO): chitin binding
Source: RefSeq, a predicted model, not a curated record
GAAGUUAUAGCGUCGUCUUCAAAUUCGUUAUUGGUGAAACGAAAAAGAAAGAGGGAGAGAGAGAGAGAAAGAGAGAAAAAGAGAAAAAAAGAAAGAGAGAGAGAGAGAGAAAGAGAGAAAAGUCCAGUGUGGCGCAAAGCAGCCAAUCGAAAAACAAAUCGCGCCAAGAUAAAUGCCAGCCACGUGGAAGGAUAUUAAGGACUCCAAGGAGAGAUAGGAUUUUUCCGAAACGAUGAUUUCGAGAUAUCAAGUUUUCGCUGCGAUCACGCUGCUUACGACUAUCUUGUUUUAUCGGACGAUGGCGCAAGUCGAUGGUUACACACCUGGUGUCGAUUAUCCCAUCUACAAUUCCGUACCAUUUGGACUAACUUUUACCUGUGGAGGAAAGUUACCUGGAUAUUAUGCGGAUCCAGAAGCAAGAUGUCAGGUAUGGCAUUGGUGCUUACCAAACGGUCGACAAUUCAGCUUCCUUUGUCCUAAUGGCACAGUAUUUAGUCAAACGGCACGAGUCUGUGAUUGGUGGUUCAAGGUCGACUGUAACGAUUCGCCAAGACUUUAUGGCAUAAACGAUGACCUCUACAGAGACGUCAAUGGAAACAGGAUUUAAUAUUGUCAAAGAAUUUGACACCCGUAUAUAUAUAGCAAUAAGAGUGUAUAUUAAUAAAAAAAAUCUUUUUCUAUAAACUCAAUACAACAAUAGAACAAUAAUACA